AUCUACCACAACAUCCAAUUCAUGUCUUCAUCGUUGCUUCGCAGGCGCGUCUGUUCUCUACGCAGAUUGCCGGUUGUCCAGACUUCAAAACAGCGAGCAUGGGUGUCGACGACUUCUGCCAUCAAUCGCGGUCUUCGUGCCACGAAAGAUGAUGGCCGAGAAUACAGAGGAGGCAAAGACUGGUCUACGAGAGCUCGAGCCUCAGCGCGAGACGCCCGAGAUUCACGAAUUCCCAAGCCUCCACCCGAGGACCGGAGACGUCUGAGUGCUUACACUGGACAUGAAACUGGAGCUCGGAAUGCAUAUGUAGGCCGCAGUGGCACGCCUCGAGAUGCCCGCCCCGCGAUCUCUGCAUCUCGAGACCGCGGUGGCCGCAGACCAAGCCAAGCAUUCAAUCCUGGUCGACGAGAGCGAGCUGAAAUGACAGCAGCGCGGUCCAGCACAUCUGAUGGAAAUUCUACAAGGUUCUCAGUAAUUGAAGCAUCACGAUCUAGAGCGGAGUCCGAUCUUGGCUUUCGAGGGCAGCCCAAUUCUCGCGCACAGCCCAAACCUGCUGAAGGUCUAUUGAGAUUGAUCAAGAAUGCAUGUCGUCAGAUUCAUUUCUUGCAGCAACAGCAAGAAGCUGGAGAGAGCCAUAGCGUGGAUGAGCUCAUAAGGGACGCAAGAUCGUCUCUCAAAGCAGUGAACUCUUACAUUACCUCAGGUUCAUUUCAGGAAGAAGAACCAGCAGAAGCUGUUGUCUCUCUUUUCCGCAAAAAGGCCAGGGCUGGAACGUUCUUGGCAGGUGAAAUGCCUGAUGGCGAAAAGAGUGUCAUCUACGUGACCAAAGACGGUGUCAUCGAUCUGGCAGUAGGCAAGACUGCACCAGUGCGCACCAAACCCAGAGAUGCAAGACCUACUAUUGCGCGGGAGCCAGAUAACACUAGGCAUGAUCGCCGCGAAACACGAGGCACUGAUCGAUCAGUACGUGCAAAACGACCGGCCAAUGAAGAUGAAGAGGUGCCAGUCUCGAUACCGUACACCACAGCAGCAAGCGAAUUUCUCUAUGGCUACAACAGCGUCCUUGCGGCGCUCAAAGCACAGCGUCGGAAGCUGUAUAAAUUGUACAUUCACCCCAAGAUUUUCGAUGCAGACAUCGGAGCCCAAGGCACGGAGUCUGGAGACAAGCCAGGCAGCGAGCUGGUAGCGCUUGCGAAACAGGCAGGCAUUCCCUUCCGCAACGAAUUCAAGACUGCGAUGCUAGACAAGAUGUCAGAUGGUCGCCCGCACAAUGGGGUCAUCUUGGAGGCAUCGAAACUACCUGCAGUGCCAGUGACUGGCCUUCGCAAACCGGAGUCUAGCAAAGGCUUGAUUCCGAUCGAAUUGAGCUCACAGACGGCCGAAGACGCAAAGAUCAAUGGCAGCCCCAGAGUCAUCAACGCUCUGAGCGGCGGCUGGCGUCAUCCUUUCAUCGUCAUGCUCGACGGCAUUACUGAUCCUGGUAACGUGGGCAACAUCAUCCGCACCUGUCACUUCUAUGGCGUCGAUGCUGUCGCGGUCGCCACUAAUACCUGCGCAAACUUGUCAUCUGCUGUGUUAGCAAAAGCCUCGGCUGGAGCUUGCGAAGCUAUGCGACUACUUUCUGUAUCGCAGCCCUCGAAUUUCGUACACGACUCUUCAAAAUACCGAUGGAAAGUCUAUGCUGCAGUGGCACCCACUGGCAAGGCGGACUUCUCUGGACAAUUCCUUAGUACGUCCCAUGUGUCUGCCGACAGUCCAUUAGCAAAGCACCCAUGUAUUUUGAUGCUCGGAGCGGAAGGCGAAGGAUUGAGACAGAAUCUGCGCAAUCGUGCUGACUACUUCGUGUCUGUUGAGGGUGGUCAGAGGGCUGAGAGUGUGCCAGACGUCGGUGUCGACAGCAUGAAUGUUGGCGUAGCGACUGGAGUUCUGUUGGAAGCAUUCUUGCGAAAGCCUCCAAGCGCACCUGACAAUGUUGCGACUGCGGACGAUUUGUAAGAUAACAACCGGGUGGCUACAGAGCUGCAGCCAUAAACUUGUACAUUAAGGUAUUGCAUGACCAUGCCUCUAUAGAUAAUGAAGUCCAUCUCUACGCCUU
Cercospora beticola is the source of this 2095-nucleotide messenger RNA. It is a transcript of the gene MRM1, whose product is annotated as Mrm1p. Gene Ontology annotation, molecular function: rRNA (guanine) methyltransferase activity; RNA binding. NCBI's taxonomy places the organism in Eukaryota, Fungi, Ascomycota, Dothideomycetes, Mycosphaerellales, Mycosphaerellaceae. The record is from RefSeq and is a predicted model, not a curated record. Gene Ontology annotation, cellular component: mitochondrion. Gene Ontology annotation, biological process: rRNA methylation.